This is a messenger RNA of Trichechus manatus latirostris (Florida manatee), 2925 nucleotides long. RefSeq names its product cathepsin B (gene CTSB). The coding region runs from base 160 to 1182 and encodes 340 amino acids. The record is from RefSeq and is a predicted model, not a curated record. The transcript has 10 exons. Gene Ontology annotation, biological process: regulation of catalytic activity. Gene Ontology annotation, cellular component: lysosome. NCBI's taxonomy places the organism in Eukaryota, Metazoa, Chordata, Mammalia, Sirenia, Trichechidae. Gene Ontology annotation, molecular function: cysteine-type endopeptidase activity.
GUGGGGCCGGGGUGGGGCCGGGCCGGGAGAAAUAGGCUCACCGGGCUGUCUCCGGGAGGCGACGGCAGCGGCAUCGGGAGCCACACGAAGCGCGCUUGUCGGCUGUAGGCUUGGGCUCUCGGCAGUGGAAUUUGGUAAAUCUAAGAUCCAGCUUCCAAAAUGUGGCAACUCUUAGCUACCUUCUGCUGCCUGGUGGUGCUGAUCAGUGCCCAGAGCAGACUGUAUUUCAAUCCCCUGUCUGAUGAGCUGGUCAACCAUGUCAACAAACAUAACACUACAUGGCAGGCUGGACACAACUUCUACAAUGUUGAUAUGAGCUACGUGAAGAGACUGUGUGGCACCCUGCUGAAUGGACCCAAGCUGCCCCAGAGAGUUCACUUUGCUAAGGAAAUGGAUCUGCCUGAAAACUUUGAUGCCCGGGAAAACUGGCCAAACUGUCCAACCAUCAAAGAGAUCAGAGACCAGGGUUCCUGUGGCUCUUGUUGGGCAUUUGGGGCUGUGGAGGCCAUUUCUGACCGGGUCUGCAUUCACACCAGUGAGAACGUCAAUGUGGAGGUGUCUGCAGAGGACUUGCUCACCUGCUGUCACAUGGAGUGUGGGGACGGCUGCAAUGGGGGCUUUCCUGCUGGAGCUUGGAAUUUCUGGACUGAGAAAGGCCUGGUUUCCGGUGGCCUCUAUGACUCCCAUGUAGGCUGCAGACCCUACUCCAUCCCUCCAUGUGAGCACCAUGUCAAUGGCUCCCGGCCCCCAUGCAAGGGAGAAGGAGAAGAGACUCCGGAAUGCAGCAAGACCUGUGAGCCUGGCUAUUCCCCAUCCUACAAAGAAGACAAGCAUUAUGGAUAUAGUUCUUACAGUGUCCCUUCUUCUGAGAAGGAGAUCAUGGCUGAGAUCUACAAAAAUGGUCCAGUAGAAGGAGCCUUCGCUGUGUAUACAGACUUCCUGGUAUACAAGUCUGGAGUGUACCAGCAUGUGACUGGAGAGGAGGUGGGAGGCCAUGCCAUCCGCAUCCUGGGCUGGGGAGUUGAGAAUGGCACCCCCUACUGGUUGGCUGCCAACUCCUGGAACACUGACUGGGGUGACAAUGGCUUCUUUAAAAUCCUCAGAGGACAGGAUCACUGUGGAAUCGAAUCAGAAAUCGUGGCUGGAAUCCCACGCACUGACCAAUACUGGAAAAAGAUCUAAUCAACUGUGACCCUAUCCAACCAGCCCUGGGGGAGUUUCCCCCUAAAUAUAGCCAUUUGGGCUGGGGAUGGGAGGCACGGGAGUGGGAAUGUCUUUUAUUAUUUGAGUUCAGAUAAGAUAUAAGAGGUUUUAGACAGUGGCUGGUAUGCUUCAGGGCCUGACAGACUGGAUUGGACCAAACCUUGUGUCUACUAUCAGAUCUGAUCUUUUCUGGAGUAGACAGAGCUGUCUUCCCAUGGAAGACAAAUCCAAAUCCUGGCUACCUCCCAGCCUGUUCAGUAGACUGAUCCUCACAAUGCAAACAGACCAUGUAAACCACUGCUGAAAGCAAAGUGAGCCCUUUCCCCAUAGACUAGUACUGUAGGUAGUGCCUGCUGCUCCAACUCCUGCUGCAGUGACCCUCCACACCCUCCCCACCAGUGCAUCUCCAGGAAGCAAGACAGUGAGGACCUAAAAGAGUUUAAAAGGAAUGGAAAGUGCAAUUCCUAACAAGAUUUAAAUUUCCACACGUAAGCCGUACCUUUAAGCAAGUAUGUUUCUAGAAUAGGUUGAGAGGAGAGGUGGUGGGGGCAGCCAUUUGAAGAAAGCCACAUUCUCCCAGGGCCCCUGUAUGUACUGAGCUUUGCAAUAUUGCAGACUUUCUCUGGUCUUUUCUGUGGCAUGAUUCUUUUUUAAUAGAAAUUUUUUUUUUAAUGCACCUCAACUGAUCAUGUGAAUGAACAGUUCUAAGAAGAGGAGUGCUAGUUUUAUAGACUGUUUCCCAAUGGUGUGGCUUAAAACUGGGUGGUCAUGAUUUGACUGACUGACCUACCCACCUCUAAUACCAUGGUGAAACUAGUUUGGGAGAAACCAGCGUUCACUUUUUUCUUUUUUUUUUAAAUCACUGCUUACCCUAUCAGUUUAACAAGGAACAGAAUAACUGCCAAUAAAAGAUUUCUCCUUCAACUUGAAAUUUGCUUUCUGGUAGUAUCCGAAAGAUCAUUUGUCACUGCCUGUACAAUCAUAGCUGCUGUCUGUCCUUCUCCCCAAGAAGGAAGCAUGUUCUCCUAGAUCUGGGGACUCUUUCAACUACUCCUGGGGACAUCUUGCCUCAGUUGAGUGGAACAAUGUAAAUACCUAAUUUUAACUUCUCUCUGCCCCAACCAUAUUUUCAAACCAUGGCUCUUCUCUUAGUCCCCUUAUUUUCAUCAACCCUUCUCUAUAAAUCCAUCCUUUGAACUGUGCCCAAGCCUUGAUGAGUUCUGCCCCUGCUUGAUUUAAAGAGAUAAGAACAUAGUUGUGCUGGUUUUUUACUUACCAUCCACAAAUCAGUAGCAAUUCACCUGAGGAUUUGCUUACAAUAUCAUCAUCACAUAUUCAAGAUGUCAUUCUACUAGAAGAUCAGAUUUCUCUGGGUGCUCUCAAAUGUUGGUACAGGAGUGGAGCCAUAGCCUGUAUACAGUAUUUUGAGAGUUCCUUAUUUCACUUUGACUCACAUUGCUGGUUAAAAACUAUUACUUUGCAUAGCCCUAGUUAGGAAUUUUAAGUAAUGGAGUAUACCAGUUAUAACUUGAGGAGAUGGAGGAAACUAGAAGAAUCUCUCAUUCCACUGGCCUAACAGAGAUAUGCCCAGAGUUGGGCUAGCUCUUCACGGAAGCAAAAGUUUGGCUUCAUAUGUGACUCACAGGUCAGGAAUCAGAAGCUUCAGAUAAGCUCUAAAAACCUGGUGAACGUUUGUAGGAAAAAUUUGUGUAACAUCAUUAA